AUGGGGUACGCCUGUGAAAAUGCUGUUGAGUCAGAGGCUACAUUUUGUUUAGCAACCGAUCUUACUUGUACAUGUACCAAUGCUGCUUAUUUAGGUACAAUGCUUGCUUGUGGGUUUGAAAAUGCCAAAAGUACCAAAGAAGUUGAAGCGUAUACUAAAUGGUUUGAGUCGCAAUGCCCUGAUCUUUCGGCCGACAGUCUGAAUGAAAUAUAUCAAAAUGCUACUAAAUAUAUGGUCAAUGAUACGUCUUUAAUUCCAGGUUUCAAUAUAUCUAUUCCUAUUAACGUUCCGCUUAGAAUAACUGAAGAUGUUUAUUACAUUAAUUAUGAAACCUCAGCAAUUUUUGAUUAUAAUUUAAACGAUGGGUUUUAUAUGGGUAGUGGGUUAACUGGUUAUUGGGCUGUUAUUUUCUUGUUCAGUACAAUCUAUAGGCUUUUGGCAUACCUUGGUUUAACCAACAUAUUAAAGAAAAACAUUGUUAUACGGUUCUUAAGAGCAAAAUUAUUCUUACCAGCAAGUUUUAAAAAAAGACACGCUACUUCAUGGGUUUAUGGUUUUGUGCCAACUAGAUGGGAAUCGUUUGUUAUCUUUGGUUGGUUUGUUUUGUGUGUACUAUUUUGUAGCACCAGGUAUCAUUAUUUUGAUCCAAACACCUAUUUUGCUACUAAAAGAAUCCAAAUGAGUAGAUAUGUUGGUGAUAGAGCUGGUUAUUUAUCGUGCUAUAUGAUUAUUUUAACCUUUUUAUUUGGUGGCAGAAAUAAUUUUCUACUAUGGUUGACUGGCUGGAAAUUUUCUACAUUUGUCACUUAUCACAAAUGGGUUGCUAGAAUGACAGUGCUUGUUAUUGUGGUGCAUUCUAUUGCUUAUUUGGAUUGUAUUGUGGCCAGUGAUUACUACUCAUAUUAUAUUAUAGAUGGAUGGUAUAUCUGGGGAUGUGUUGGCACUGUUGUUGGUAGUGUUAUGUUCAUGCAGGCCUUUUCCUUUUUAAGACAUUUGAGUUAUGAAGUCUUUUUGUAUUUUCAUAUAGUAUUGGCUGUAUUUUUCUUAAUAGGUGCUUGGCUUCAUAUCAAGCCCAUGGGGUUGAUUUCUUUUAUCUACGCUACAGCGGCUAUUUGGUGUUUUGACAGGCUAAUUAGAUUGGUUAGAAUGUGGAUUUUGUUUGGAGGUUAUAAAAAAACCAAGUUAUCUUUAAUCUCCGAUGAAACUUUAGUUUUUGAAGUACCAUAUAAUCCAACUAUUUUCAGAGCUAAUCCUGGUAGCUUUGCGUAUGUCUACUUUGCUAGUUACAAAAUAUUUUGGCAGUCACAUCCUUUCACCAUGGUGCCAUACCCAGAAAGGAAAACUUUAAAAUUUUAUGUUAAAGUUAAGGCCGGAUUGACUAAAAUAUUAUACAAAGACUUAAUACAAACACCUCACAGGGAAAAAGAAAUAAGAGUAUGUGUUGAGGGCCCAUAUGGAUCCUAUCAUAAUUUAACCAAGUAUGAUCAUGUUUUGAUGUAUAGUGGGGGUAAUGGUAUACCAGGUCCAUUUGCUUAUUCUAAAAAAUUGUGUAAAGACAAUGAUUUCAAGGGAUUUAUUAAGUUAUAUUGGGUUAUUAGAAACUGGAGUUCAUUGCAUUGGUUUCUUGAGGAAUUAAAGUCUUUAGCACCUUAUGAGGACAAGUUGCAAUUGAUUGUGUAUAUUUCCAAGUUUGAAGAUUAUAACUUUGGGGAUAUGAAGGAGGUGUCUUCGGAUAACUCAUCGAGUAACAAUGAGGAUAAAGAAUUUAAUAAAGAAGUGGUAAUGGAAAAAGAGUCCACUAGCAGUGAAAAUGAUGCUGUGAAAACAAUUACCGAACAAUUACCAUAUUGUGAAUUUAGAAAGGGUAGACCUGAUAUUGAACAAGUGGUUGCUGAUGACUUGAACGAAACAGGAUCUGGUAGUGUUGCUGUGGUUACCUGUGGCCAUAGCAACAUGUGUGAUGAUAUAAGAUAUAAAGUAAGUGAAGAAAUUUAUAAUAGAUCUAACCCAAUUGAAUUGAUUGAAGAGUUACAAGGUUGGUGA
Saccharomycodes ludwigii is the source of this 2043-nucleotide messenger RNA. RefSeq lists its product as uncharacterized. Lineage: Eukaryota; Fungi; Ascomycota; Saccharomycetes; Saccharomycodales; Saccharomycodaceae. Gene Ontology annotation, molecular function: ferric-chelate reductase activity. The record is from RefSeq and is a predicted model, not a curated record. Gene Ontology annotation, cellular component: plasma membrane. The transcript has a single exon. Bases 1 to 2043 code for a protein of 680 amino acids. Gene Ontology annotation, biological process: copper ion import; iron ion transport; intracellular iron ion homeostasis.